Aplysia californica (California sea hare) is the source of this 9578-nucleotide messenger RNA. Its product is annotated as mucin-17. The coding region runs from base 288 to 7907 and encodes 2539 amino acids. The transcript is spliced from 5 exons. The record is from RefSeq and is a predicted model, not a curated record. Lineage: Eukaryota; Metazoa; Mollusca; Gastropoda; Aplysiida; Aplysiidae. Gene Ontology annotation, molecular function: chromatin binding; DNA binding. Gene Ontology annotation, cellular component: chromocenter; nucleus.
GAGGUUUCGUGACGCAUUCUGGGAAAGUGCGCAUGCCCAGUAAAUAUCGGCCAUGAUAAAAUAUGAAAAAAUGUGAAAUUUAUUACCAUUUGGCCGAAGACGUUCAAGUCGCUCUUUGCCAGUUUGUCUAAGUGCCAUGACACAUCAUGGGCCAGGAGCACUGCGCGUGUGAGAACGACGAUCCUGCUUCCCAACAUGGCGCCUGUUUUCGGGGACCUGAGAAAGCCGUGUUAGCUCCCACUUAGGGUUAUGCCCCUCGCUUCUAUGUCACAGGCUUGCGGGCAACAAUGAACUAUGAGAACCCCCAGCAGCAGUAUUCGUUCAGUCAUGGGUUGGCCAACGCUCCUCAGCUACACUUACAACAGCAGCGACAGCUGCAGCAGCAGCAACAGCAGCAGUUAUUUCAGCAACAGUAUGGACAAGCGGUGUCCUCGUCCAACGUGUACCACCUCCAGUUCGCUGGCGGGGCCCCCGCGGGCAACAACUCCCUCCUGCCGCCACCGCAGGAAGAGACUAAUCCGAUGGGCAUGGCCGGGGGGCUGCAGGCUGCAGGCUUUCCCCCGCCGGGCCUAGUGCCGCAGCAGCUAGUCAAACACGGGGUGCCCGUCAACGUGGACGGGAGCUCCAUCCACGUGAUCAGUGGCCUAGACGGGAUGAUCUAUCCGCACCACAAGUCCGGAGGGUUGAAGAUCAUCCAGACGCCGGACGGCCGGUUAGUCCAACAACAGGAUGGCACAGCUCUGGGCAUGCAACAGGCAAUCAUCGGGGUGGACAUGGUGGGCAACUCAGGGUUUGUGGAUCAGAGUUUACAAAGUGUGGACGCACAGGGUCAGAGUGCGGGGAUGAGGGGGAACGUGUACACCUACACGAAACACAUUCACAACUGGGUGCAGCCUCAGCAGGUGACUGCUGCUACUGUAGGGAACCAGGGAGCCACCGCUGGUCAAAGCACCCUUCCUUCCUUCGGACAUUUGUGGUCACAGUUUCAACAGCAGAAGCAGCAAGUGGGUAUUAUUCAGCAGCAGCAACAGCAACAACAGCAGGCCCAGCACAUGAGCCCGUUCCCCCAACAGCAUCAGUUUUCCAAUCAUUUCCAACAACCCUUACCCUCCCCCCAGCCAUUUACCACAGGUCCUAGCUUGCAAGCCGUGCCUGGCCUUCAGAUGAUCAAGAUGCAACAGCCUCAGCAGAAACCACUUCCCGUGACUGCGGUACAGAUGUCGACCUUGACCCAGCAGGCGCCCGACCAGCCUUUACAAAUCUCGUGCCAGCAGCCAAAGUCUGUAGCAUUUCCCUCCUCAUCCGGGGCUACCAUGUCUCCGACGGUCAUCGCUGCCAGUUGCGUGUCGUCGUCAUCAUUAUCAUCAUCCUCCUCUUCUCUGCCAUCUUCAACCUUAUCAUCGCAGCCUCUCCCCUCCCCCGCCACCGUGAAACAAUUGUCCAAAGCCGUGACGUUUGCCCAGACGGGGCCCCCAAAAGUUACUGUGACGCUGGACUCGUUACCCCACUGUGAAACAUUCCCCAAGCAGUUUCCAGGUAAACCAGAAUCGACGUCUUUCAGUUCCUCGGUGGAAUCGUUGCAUCCUGUCAAAACCUGUGCUGGGAAGGAGUCUGUGGUGAGCACGCCCCAGUGUGUGAGCAGCAAACGCUCAUUGCCUCAACGGAACCAACAUGCAGGUUCUGCAGGCAAUAAAACGACAGCCAAGUCGCUGGCUCACACUUCCUCCACUGGAAGCUCACUAGACAGGUCUUCCUCGGAAUGUUCCAAUUUUUCUUCCUCACCCUACACUCUGACCCCUCCUAACAGCAUUGAAUCCACUUUAUCCCCUGUAGUUUCUCAGUUCUCCAAAGUCCCCUCGGACCAGGGUCAGCCGAGAAAAGCUUUUAAGUCGUCCACGUCAUCGUCCUCAUCACCACCCUCCUCCCCACCUCCAACUCCCGGCUCUUCGUGUACACCAGACUUGUCACCGGCUAAAACUUGUCAGCCUCCCCUUCCUCCCCCUCCACCUCAGUCUCUGGGGAAAACAGCAACUACAACAACAUCAACCUCGCUGGUUGUGGAAGUGACCACCUCCUCACCAUCGCCUGUGACAGCGACCACAACCAUUGCCCUGAGCAGUCACUCGAUGAGCACCACGCCCACGUUUGUCAUGGCCACCACUCCCAGUGCUAAAGAAAUGUCCCUGAGCUCUGCCUCGGAGCCGCCAGUGGCACCCUGUGUACAAGGGGGACACAACAGUGGGAGGAAGUCGGCAAACAGUUGUAAGUCUUCGAAGACGCAAGAGGCAAAGGAGGGAUCAAAACGGGUUAAGAUUCCUUUCAGUUGGCAGAGGAAGCUGGAUAAUGGCUGCGUGGUCUACUUAAGCCCCAGCGGUGUACAGCUGAGGUCCCUGGAGCAGGUGUGCGUGUACCUGCUGAGUGACUCCACCUGUAAGUGCGGCCUGGAGUGCCCCGUGCAGGUGGACAACUUGUUCAGCUUCGACCCGGAGGUCGGGAACCAGCCGUGGAGCUCAGUCUCGGGGGAAGAGGACCUGGCCAGUUUAUGUAACCACCGCAGGGAGAUUCUUGCCAUGGCGGCAUUCCACAACUCGUGUGCUGAGGCUGUGGAGAGUUCAGAUUUAGUUGAGUCUAUGGGCAAGAAACGGGACAGAAAAAAAUCUUCCAGCAGUUUGGACGGGCUGAUUGUUGCGCCACCAAAGAAGUUGAAGACGAGCAUAACGAAGGCUGUGAAUAAACACGCAAUGACGCUCAACAGCAGCGCCCAGUUGACCAGUCAGCUGACAGAUCCGGCGUCCAACGCCAAGUCUCCUCCGUGUGGGAAAGAGCUGCCAGUGUUGGCCCCCCAGCCCCCCGUGUCCCCGGCAAACUCUCACAGUACCAGAGCCAGCUCGUGCCCGUCCACCGAUCUCAUGGAGGACUCGCCUCAGCUCACCUGGCAGCCGGCCUUCUCCUCUGGCCAUCAGCUGGACAUGGAGACGGAGUCUGGAGUUCCCUCCUCUCUGCUCCUGCAUUCUCCGCACCCUCAGGCUUUUCCCAUGACCACAACGGGACUGGACGCUGGCAAGCAGCAGUUCCCGUCGCUGCGGUCCGCUCCCAAUAGCCGAUUCUUUCCCCAAGCACCAGCGGUGGGGAGCCAUAAACCUGCUCAUUCUCCUCACGCGUACCUGUCGAUGAGCAGCAACAGCCUGCCGUGUCACCUCAAGAGCCCCAGAGACGGCCUCCCGCCUCCCACAGCCCUGCCCGUGAACUUGCCGCUAGCCAGCCAGCCCCCCGGGCCAGUAGGAUCGGCGUCGACCCCUCAUGUGUUCUACCCACAGUCGGUGUACCCAAUGACCCCGGCCGUGACCCCCCAGCAGCCCUCAGCGCCACCUGGGAGCUUUCAGCACGUGCCUUGGCCGGGCCCCGGCGCGGUGAGCCCCGUGUCCUCCCCACACCACCACCCGGCUCACGGCUUCUUCCAGCACCCCAACCUGAGCGGCCACCCCAACCCCACCCCUUUCCCCAAACACAGCACUCCUCAUCAGCAACUUGCAAGUACCUCCUGGGUCGACGCCUGCAAAUCAAAGUCGAAACGACCAAAGAGCAAAAAGGAUAAACAGAAACUGAAUAGCAUUGUCGACCGCAGCUCUCCUUGCACAAAAACUUGUUCCUCUUCUUCCAACAAAACUGCUAAAUCUCCUUUGCUACCGUCCACAACUGUUUCCUUCUUUGAAAAUCCCACAGUAUUUGUGGAGCAGCAGACGGCCAUAAUCAACAACUCGAUAGCAUUAUGUCAGAUGUCCUGUAGCACCCCGAAUCCUCCGCCACAGACGAACCAUGUGGCGGUCAAAGCCGAAGAUUGUACGGACGAGAGCGACGCCUUGUCAUGUGACAUAGACCCCAUGCCUGUCGGCUCCAAGGGGGCGCGGAAGGCGAGCUUGAACGAAGAAGCUUCCAAGUCGGACAGUUUGGACAAAGAUGAAGAUGACCUGAAGACAGGAACAGAUUUGGACAGCAACAAAAGUUUUUCCGACACGACGGAGAACAAUGACUCAGCCUAUCUUAGCCAGACCGGGAGUGACCAGGAGAAGUCGGACACCGUGGACGGCUCCGAUUCCAGUCUAGGGGAGUGUAAAUUGAAAUCUGAUCUGUACGAUUUCCCUUGUGACCUGGUCAAACAAGAGACUGAGCUGGACACCGCGGCCAGUUGUGCUCCCCCGCACUUACCCGCCAAACUGGAGGAAACGGUGGCCAAAAGUUCUGUGAUACCCAAGUCUGUCUCCUCACAGGUGAGCACAGCCUCGGUCAAACCGAUGCCGCAGAAGAAAGAGAGCAAGCCCUGGGACAAGAAGGCCACGGUGCGGUCCAAGCACAAAGCCAAGAGUCCUGCGCCCAAGAAGGAGUUGACCACGGCGCCACACGUCAGUCCGGCCGACUGUACCAAGGAUGGUGUGGUCAGCAACUCUUGGAACAGCGGCACUUUGAACGGAGACUUGUCACAGCUGCUGGCGUCCAACAACUGGAACAUUGCCUCGGUGCAGCAGGUGCUGUCGCAGUACGGGACCAAGGACCCCGGUCAGCUCAGCUCGGCCGUGCAGCAAGUACUUGGCCAGGCGGCCGCCCCGGGGACAGAGUUCCCGGCCAGCACGCUCCUUUCCGCAGCUGCCCGCGCCCAGCACAACCAGGUGCAGCAGCACGGGGGGGACCAACAGUUCCUGGGGGCGGGGCAGGCCAGCCAGACUCUCACCUGUGUGGGCACGUCCCAGCAGGCAAAGCUGGAGGUUGGGGGGAAGGCGGGGAUGGUGGUGGAAGGUUCUGUCUCCGCUUGCAGCACGUCCACAGGGGUGACCGUGGUCUCCUGUGGCGCAGUGGGCUCCCAGCAACAAACUCACCAUCAGCAGCAACAACAACAACAGCAACAACAACAACAGCCGGCGACGGUGUCGGCCCAGGUUGGGGCCAGUCCCACUCUGAUCGGGAACAUGAUGCAGUUCCAGCAAGUGGCCGCACCGGCCAAUCUGACCAUGAACAUGGUCCUGACCGCCAACGGGCAAGGCCAACAGGUGUACACCUCGGAGCCCAUGCAGUCGGUGGUUCCCAGCCUGGAGCCGGAGCUGAAGCAGCAGUCUCAGCCGCACUCGGUGCACCCGCUGGUGGCUCAGGGCAUGGUGGCUCAGGGCACACAACACACCCAGCAGGACCUGAGCUCCCACGUCAAGUUCUCCAUGUCGCCCGUGCUGCCGUCCAGCCUGGGACCCACCGUGGCCACCUGUGGCCCUCAGGGAGAGCCGCCCGUGUUUCUCAACAACUUUGGCCCCCGUAUGAUCAUGAACACCCCCAUGCCGCCCGUGUCGGUGUCGGUGGUGACCAACGUGACCAAGUCUCUGGCGCAGGUCGUACCGGCGCUGGGCAUCAACCAGGCCAUGUUUGGCACGCAGCAGUUGGUCAACACGCAGGCGGGGACGCCCACGCAGCUCAUCAACGCUGCCGCCGUACCCCCAGGCACUCAUGUGAUCAAUCCGGCCAAUCCGAGCACGGAACUGAUGAGCAACGCGGCCAAUCAGAGCGCGUCUCUGCUGAACGCCGGCGGCCAGACAGCAGGCCAGCUGGUGAGUAACCCGGGCCAGGGCUCCCAGAUCACGCUCCCGGUGCAGGGACUGAGCAACCAGCUGUUGAUCACGAACCCCAUCCACCAGAUGUCCCCCUCCAACUCUCUCUCCCAACUCUCCCCCGCUGUGGCCGCACAGAUUCUAGCGCAGGGCGGACAACAGAUCCAGCAGGUGUCCCCUUCCUUCUUGCCCGGCCAGAUACAAAAAGCGGCCCCAGCCACCUCCUCUCUCUUAAACAACCAGAAUCUGUUUGGUAGUGUCUCUCUCCCCACCCUCACAGUGACUUCCGGCACUCAAGAUUGCCUCUCUAACGCCGUCUCGCAGCCGGGGAUGAUCAGCCUAAAGCAGGACCACCGUCUGGGCGACCUCUCCAAAAGUUUACGGGGGUCAGACAAGCAGGAUUCGGCGGGGGGUCUGGUGCAGACAAAGGACGGGAACGUGUCUGUGUCGGGGGCUCCCUCCGUGUACUCCGCGUCCAGCCAGCCCGUGUUUGUGCUGCCUCCGGCCAACGCCACCACCAUGAUGCAGGUGCUGGGCUCCUCCCCCGGUCAGCUCACCCCUGCCUGCAGCCUCCCCGCCGAGCUGAGUGGUCAGCCAGGCCUGCAACAGCUGUUCAAACAGUCGGCGGCCGACCCAGGGUCGUUGCAGAGCCUCCUCCACAGCGGGUUCAACCCCCUGGCUCUGCAGCAAGUCAUGAACACCGUCAACUUGGGCAGCGUUCAGCAGCAGCAACAACAACAGCAGCAGCAGCAACAGCAGCAGCAACAACAACAACAACAGCAGCAACAACUCCAGAUGCUCCAGCUCCAACAGUUGAUGCUGCAACAGUUCCAAGGUCAAGCUCAGAACCUGCAGGGACUGUCGCUACCGCUCCACCAGAGCCCCACCCCCCAGCCCGCCCCAUCCCUGGGCGCGGCGGCCAUCAUGAACGCGGUGGUCCCCCCUCCCGGCCUACAGCUGAACCCCGUGGUGGACAUGAACGCUCUACAGCAGAGCCUCUCCCCCGUGGCCCAGGGCUACCAGAACCAGCUGUCCCCGGCUGCGGCCGCCCAGCUGCAGCACAUGACCACAGCCCUGACCGUGCAGCCAGUGGUCCCUCUCACCUCGGGCUCGGUCAGCCUGAUAGCCAACACCAGCGUGCCCGGCCUUCAGGUACAGCCCGGCCCGCCGCCUGCCUCUAAGAAUCUGGUCUCUGCUGUGGCAGCUGCCGCCCCCCCACAGACAGCUCAGCAGCCGGCCUCCGGACAGGUAAUUGUCACUAACCCUCCCCCAACAUUAACUCCUUUAGCUCAGGCCACUGCGGACUCUCUCCCCCCACCCCACAGUUCGCAGGUGCUCCCCCUACCUCCCCCACCACCACCACCCACCACCACCACCACUAGCAACACCGCCACCACCAGCACACCAAGCUCCAACAACAAACCACCAGCUAGUACCCCCGACUCCACGGCCAGCCCGGCCAAAGCCACGCCCCCCGCCUCGGGGAAAACUCCGUCAAAGUCAAAGUCCAAGUCGAAGAAAUGUGAGAGUAAGAAGUCGUCGGAUCCCGAGUGUGAGAGGAACGAGGAGGACAUCAUGACGGCCGUCAACCAGAUACUGGCCCAAGCCGUGCAGCAGCAGAAAGAGUUGAACAUGGCAGCCAAAAACCAGCCCCCUCCUCCGCCAAAGAGCAAAAGCAAAAGGUCGAGCCAGUCGCGGGCUAAGUCCAACCAAGCUUUGAAGGAACUGGAACUGGGCAAACUGGCCAGUAUAUCGGACGGCGUUGUCUUGGGGGCGCCAGAAGUAGCAGCCGUCGGGGAAAAGCCUGGCGGAGAUUUUGUACUCUCCGCAGAAAAUGUCGUGGUAGGUGUUUCUGGAUGUCAAAUUGUGAACGGUGGUGGUGGUAGUAGUGGCGGUGGUAGUGAUGGUGGCGCUAGUGGUAGUAGUUGUGGUGGUGGUGGUGGUAGUAAUGGUGGUCGCACAGAGACAAAGCGGCAAAGUCCCAGUGUUGUGUCCAACAGCCGUGCGGUAACGCCCCAACAAACGACGUGUGUGGCUCCGCCCGCGACUGUGUCUGUGUCACAGAAUAACGGAGGCCCGGCCUCGAAGCCAGGGGUGAACUCAAGCUUUGUGGAGCAGACUGUGAGCCAGACACCGGGGCCCGUGGUCAGUGUGAGCGGAGGGAAGAAGAGCAUCUCUCUCAAGGACCAUCUGUCCUCCAUAGUGGGCAAGGACAAGGAAGGGGCCAGGCGACGAGCGCAGCACGACUGUGGCCUACAACAGCAAGUUGACCCCCGUGGUGUUUUGAAUGGUCACUUGUCCAACUGGUCACCUCCCUAGUGCUAGAGAUGUGCCAGCCUCUGACUGUGUGAUGAGCGUGCUCGCGGGCAAGGUGUGUGUCGCAGUCCGCCCCUAGCUGUGUGUGUCGCAGUCUGCCCUAGCUGUGUGUGGCGCAGUCCGCCCUAGGAAUGUUCAGUUCUUGAUGAGGCUGCAGAUUUUGUGUUGCCCUUAGUUUUAAUUUGAAGUUUCAUUGACUAUUGCUCCCCCCCCCCCCCUCCCCUCCAAAUGUCCCUGGUUCAAUAUAAGUAACAGUGGAAUAGUACAAAGGGUUAGUAAAGACUUGUCUUCAGUUGUUGUAAGCUGACUGACCUUUUUGUUAUAGCCAUACAGAAAUGUUGUUUUAGUAUUAAGUGAAGUAUAUAUAUGUUAUAUAUAUUAUGAAUGAUAGAUCUUUGCUUUCAGUCUGAAGCCAUAUUUUCGCUACAAACUUUUUUGUUAGAAUAGUGAACUGUGUAUUUGUGUUUUUUAAUUUAUAUUUACAGAAAACACAGCUGUUUUGGAGUAUUGCAAUAUGAUUUGGUGAGGAGCUGUCUGUCCUCUAUGAUAUUGUGUUCACAAGAGAGUGCAGAGAGGGAAUGUCUCUGUGUGGUGCUAAAGAUUAUGAAACCUCUUUGUCAAUGGUCGUGAUUGCUCUGAACAUGUACAACGUUUUUUUUUGUGUUUUGUGUUUUUUUGUUUUGUAAGAUUGUUUUUCUACGUGCAUGCCAUGGAACCACGUCCCAUAUUUAUUAUCUGGGUCAUGGUAAUAACACGUGUGUGUUGUGAUGAUCAAGAGAUAUGUGGUGGAUCGUGGAGUACAUUUCUGUCACAUUUCUGUAACAUUGGGAAUUUCCUUUAGUUUCUGUAACACCAGGGUGCUUAUUUUCCCCACUCCUCAAUGUCAUCGACACUUUUCUUUUAUUCUGAUUUCUUUUUCCUUUUUUUGUGGGAAAACUUAGUUUGGAUUUGGAGUUAAUGCAUAAAAAGAAUUUUGUCUCCAGAUUUUAUGGAGGUUUUUUUUUUUUUGUGUCUUUCUGUUCAACCCUGUGAUAUUAUAUAUAAAAUAAAGUUCAAUGUUAUUGUGUGGAAAAAAAAGAAAGCCAGAAAAGAAGAGAAGAAACUUCUGUCUUGUUUCUUCCAUAUGGUUAUCAUUUUUGGUAAAGACAGAACCGGAGAUUUGUGGACUGUGAAUGUUUUCAAUAGCUGGGAGCUUUGUGUCAUAUUUUACUUUUCCGUGCUCCGAUCAGUGUAUGUGCGUUGUAAGAAUCGUUGUUGUUUUGUGUGUGCUAGUUGGUCGCCAAGGAGAUGGCUUUAGGGUGUGAGAGUGUUGGGACGUGUGUGUUGGGACGUGUGUGUGUGUGUGUGUGUGUGAAUGGUUGGGUCAGUUUUAAAGUGUGCCAUCGUGUGUGUGUCUGUGGGGGUGUGUACUUGGCUGUGUGCCCGUGUGUGAGUGGGGGGAAGUAGCGCGGUGUGUACUUGGCUGUGUGUGGGUGUAUAAAGUAGCGCUGUGUGUGCUUGGCUGUGUGUGAGUGUGGGGAAGUAGCGCGGUGUGUACUUCGCCGUGUGCCCGUGUGUGAGUGGGAGGAAGUAGCGCGGUGUGUACUUGGCUGUGUGUGAGUGUGUGUCGUAGCGCGGUGUGUACUUCGCUGUGUGCCAUAAUAAAGUGAUGGACUAAAUGGCAGGUUCAAGGUG